Molecule: messenger RNA, 3469 nt
Organism: Helicoverpa zea (corn earworm)
Lineage: Eukaryota; Metazoa; Arthropoda; Insecta; Lepidoptera; Noctuidae
Product: unc-112-related protein-like
Exons: 13
Coding region: 149-2317 (722 amino acids)
Biological process (GO): integrin-mediated signaling pathway; cell-matrix adhesion
Cellular component (GO): cell-substrate junction
Molecular function (GO): integrin binding
Source: RefSeq, a predicted model, not a curated record
CGAACUCGGGCAACACUGCAUCAGUUGAUUGAAGUCUGGCGCCAUCGUUGGACGUACGUCAAUAAAUUCUAACUUUUGGCCGCGACUCGCGAUGCUCCUUCGGAAGUGACAUUUAUUUAUUGUGAAGUGCAAAAAAAACUUGUGAAACAUGUUGGCGGACGGUGAAGUCGUUGGUGAUGGUUCGUGGAACCUCACGAUCUUCGUGACUGACUUGAACGAAAAACGGACUAUGGUCGUGAAGGGAGACAUGCAUAUCGGAGGGGUUAUGCUGAAACUGACAGAAAGCUUCGGUAAAGAUUUCAAAAAGGACUGGUCUGACCACGCUCUUUGGUGGCCUACACGUAAUAAGUGGCUGUCCAGACCGAAACACACCCUUGACCAGUAUGGUGUUCAUGCUGAUGCUGCUCUCCACUUCACACCCAUGCACAAAUCCAUCAGGAUCCAACUACCCGACCUCAGAUACAUUGACUGCAAGAUUGACUUCUCUAUUGACACCUUCAGCGCCGUUGUACAACUGUGUAAAAGUCUUGGUAUACGUCACCCAGAAGAACUAUCUCUCUGCUAUCCCCUUGAGCCAUCCCACCUGAAACAGAACUACCAGAACUUGAAAGAGGCUAAAAGGAUAAAGUCUUCACAGCCGCCAGACACGAACACGUUUAUUGCAGCGACCAGAGGCUCCUCAAAUAGUUUGGACAGGACCAAUGGGCCAUGCCCUGCGACUCCGCCUCCACCAAGAUCACUCUCCGCUACCCCUGUAUCUGGACAACAAAACGGCACGCUCCGUCGAUACGGAGGUGUAUAUAGCACACAAAGUGACGGCUCCAGCGACGGGGGGUACUGCGGGACCCCGCCUCGGGCCGCCUCCAUGGAUGCCCUGGACUCCAUAGCCGACUCCCCUCUGGAACCCGACACACAGUCCCGGGAGUCACUUCUGUCACCCAAGUCUCUUAUGGAAAGAGCUAGAAUGAAUGUUGGCUGGCUGGACUCAUCCCUCUCCAUCAUGGAGCAAUACGUCCGCGAAUGGAACACCUUACAGCUUCGCUUCAAGUUCUAUUCGUUCUUCGACCUGACGGCGCGGGCGCAGGACGCGGCGAGACUCAACCAGUUGUACCAGCAAGCUCGCUGGCAGAUACUCAUCCAAGAGGUUCAGUGUACUGAGGAAGAAAUGCUGCUGUUUGCUGCGUUACAACUCCAAAUAGAACUGCAAACCCUAGCGGGUGGCAGCGUUGAUGCGGCGGAUGGUAAUAGUCCAACCCAAGCCAGCGCCCCUGAAGAUGAGAUAGAUGCAGCAUUAUCAGCUCUUCAAACUCAGCUGGAAGGCGGCCCCGCACCGCAUAACGAUAUCACGCAUGUGCCCGAACUGGCCUCAUAUCUUAAAUAUCUUAGCAAGUGUAACAACGAAUACUGUGCUUUGGCGCCAAAACGUUUCACCCUGAAAGCUUACAAGCGCGGCUGGGUGUCGUGUCGUGACGGCGUGCUGCGUAUUCAUGCGUCGCGUGAGGCGGCCGGGAAGGGAGAAUCGCCUUCGUAUGCUGUGGAACUUAGAGGGGCUGAGGUGACUCCGGACGCCCAUCCCGCGUCGGGUCGCUACAGCAUCAAGUUGGAGGUGCCCGCCGAAGAUGCCAUGCACGAGAUGUGGCUCAAGUGUGAGAAUGAGGAACAAUACGCCGAAUGGGUAGCGGCUUGCCGUCUCGGUUCCCGCGGGCGUUCCCUCGCAGACGCCGCAUUUGCGAGCGAAGCUGCGGCCGUACGCUCAUUGCUGGCACUGCAGCGGCCGCAGCCAGCUGCUGCGCUCAACCAGCACUCGCUGCCUCAUCUCGACCAUCUGCAGCCCGAGAACUAUCUUGCGCCAAGGUUCCUCAAGAAGCUUAAGAGCAAGUUCACCCAACGCGUGCUAGAAAGUCACGCGAACGUGAAGGACCUACCUUUACUGGAAGCCAAGCUGCAGUACAUUAAAACCUGGCAGAACUUACGCGACUACGGACAGACGAUGUUCGUGGUACGUUUCAUGGGACACAAGCGAGAUGAGAUCAUCAGCAUUGCCAAUAACAGGAUCAUGCGACUGGAUCCGAACACUGGAGACCAUAUUAAGACGUGGCGGUUUAGUAAUAUGAAGGCCUGGAAUGUAAACUGGGAGAUAAAACACAUGAUGGUGCAGUUCGAAGAGGGCAACAUUAUAUUCUCAGUACAAUCCGCCGACUGCAAAGUCGUCCACGAGUUCAUUGGAGGUUACAUAUUCCUGUCCAUGAGGUCCAAGGAUGCCAAUCAGACCCUCAACGAAGAACUCUUCCAUAAGCUUACAGGCGGGUGGACGUAAACAAGUCGCCCAAAAAGGUUUUAGUGAAGUAGGCCAUAAAUAACGAAAACUGACAACCCUAAACGGGUACUCCAGAAUACUGAAUACUAGGCCAUAAACGUUCGUAACAAAUAUAUAGUGCAAGUUCAAUAGUGGCAAAUAAUAAUUAUAUAUUUUUACUAUCCGUACAACACUGUGUAAUAAUUAUUUAAAAGUUAUGAAUGAAUGGCCUUGAAUAUGUGCCUUUUGACGUGCUAAACUCCGAUAGUGUAUGAUAGUUGAUAUUUUUGUACCAAGAGGAUGCAUUCGUAAUAUUCAAAACAUUUACUUUAGAUCUAUAUGUAGUGCUUCCAAUAACUUCGUAUGUAGCGAUCUUGUAAAUGCCAAAUACAUUUUUGAUGCAGAAUAUUAAUAAAUGAAAUGCUUCCGUACAUUAAUACAUCACUUUAUUGUUUUUAAUGUUAGCUGUAAGAAACAUGCGAUGGAUAUGAGCUUUUAAAUAUGAUAAGUUUAAACUUUAAUGUUUAAUAAAUUGUAGCGUUAGAUUGUGUGGGAGUGCCAUUAUUUGACAUAAUAACACUUUUGAUGUGUGACUAUGAUCCAUUUGGUGCUGUAUCAUUCAACUAGUGUAUGUGCCCAUACAUAACAUUGGGUGGCCUUAACAUACUAUCUGUACUAUGUUUUCAUGUCUUAAAGUGUAAAAAAUAUGAAAAAUCUUCAAUACAAACAUCAAUUUAAACAAUGAAAUACUUUGGUGUUUGAAAUUAAAAUAAGAAAAUUGUUUACAUUUUAGGACUAGAAAAACAAGUAUAGAAGAUUUUAUCGUAUUUUGUUCUUUAUUCAUUGUAAAUAACAUCGGUAUUUUAGGCACAUAAAAUAAGUUAUUUUAUACCAGUGACAAAUUAAUUCUAGAUUAAUGUUUUGGCUUCAUGUUGUAUACCUAAUUAAUUGCAAAGAUUAUUUUAUUAUUGUUGACUACUAGUCUCAUUGAGAUCGCAUAUAAUGCUGUCAUUUUUAUUUAAUUAAGUAUCAUAAAAUUAGAUUAAUAUUAUCGAGUAUUAACAUUAUCUGCCUUAUUUUAUUGUGGAGUUCUGUACAAAUUGUAUGUACUUUAAUUAAUAAUUUUUGAGUAUGUUUGUAAAUGAAUGACGUAAUAAAUGUAAAUGAAUAACA